GAAAAGACAGUAACCACAGAGCAGAAACCACAUCAUUCCGUUCCCUGCCUGGAGAGCGGCCGUCCCUUGAUUGCAGGCACCUUUUGCUGUUCUCUGUCUGGAACUCAGGUCACCUUGCACAGCAGGGAUCCUCGGCUACCUCCUUUGCCCUUUUCUUGCUGAAUGGAACAGGAAGAUCAUCAGGGUGUGCAUGAACACCAGAAUUCCGAAGACAGAGGUAUGGGUUCUGACUUUGAGAACUCUGAGGACAGAGAAGGGGAUCCAGAAGAAAGAGAAAUGGGCUCCAAUCCACAGGACACAGAAGAGAGGGGCCACCUGGAGCAGGAGAUGAACUCCACCCCACAGGAUGACGAUCUAAGAGGGGACUCUCACGAGAGGGAAAUAGUGUCCACUGUCUGUCCAGAGGGGCUGCUGAGUGAGGAAGAAGGGGCUGUCCUCCGUGAGGAAGAGGACGACCAGCCUGGUGUGCCUGACAUGACACUGUUCCCAGGCCUGUCAGAAUCUGACAGCAUAUCCAGGAGUCCUCGGGGAGAGGAAGAGGAGGAGGAAGAGGAAGAGGAGGAAAGCGCUGGGGAGAACCGGCUGAUGGAGGAAGAUGAGCAGUUGUCUCCUCCAGUGCUUCCCUGGAGGCGUCACCUCUCCCUGGGGGGUCGACACCGAGGUGACAAACCUGCCCACCGCCGUUUCCACCGGCUCCAUCACCCCAUGACCAUGGACCUCGGGGAACUCGACAGCCUGAUGGCCAGCAUCAUGGACGCGCCCACCAUCUGCCCAGACUGCGGGGAGAGCUUCAGCCCCGGCGCCGCCUUCCUGCAGCACCAGCGCAUCCACCGUCUGGCAGAGGCGGCAGCCGUGGCCAGCCUGGAGCCCUUCGGCUUGGCGGCCGAGUGCGGUGGGGUGGUGGGGAUGAUGGGCAUGGGAGUGGCCGGCGACUUCGGGACCGGGUCCGCGCUGGCCCGGACCCCCCGCGAGAAGCCCUUCCGCUGCGGCGAGUGCGGCAAAGGCUUCAGCCGCAACACCUACCUGACCAACCACCUGCGGCUGCACACAGGCGAGCGGCCCAACCUGUGCGCCGACUGCGGCAAGAGCUUCAGCUGGCGGGCCGACCUGCUCAAGCACCGGCGCCUGCACACGGGCGAGAAGCCCUACCCGUGCCCGGAGUGCGGCGAAGCCUUCAGCCUGAGCUCGCACUUGCUCAGCCACCGCCGAGCGCCAGCUGAAGCGCUUGCCGCACUUGCCGGCGGGGUGGGCUCAGCGGCGGCGCUGCGGCCCUUCGCGUGUGGCGAGUGCGGCAAGGGCUUCGUGCGCCGCUCGCACCUCGCCAACCACCAGCGCAUCCACACGGGCGAGAAGCCGCACGGCUGCGGCGAGUGCGGCAAGCGCUUCAGCUGGCGCUCGGACCUGGUGAAGCACCAGCGCGUGCACACGGGCGAGAAGCCCUACAUGUGCUCCGAGUGCGGCGAGACCUUCAGCGUGAGCUCGCACCUCUUCACGCACAAGCGCACGCACUCGGGCGAGCGGCCCUACGUGUGCCGCGAGUGCGGCAAGGGCUUCGGCCGCAACUCGCACCUCGUCAACCACCUGCGCGUGCACACCGGCGAGAAGCCCUUCCGCUGCGGCCAGUGCGAGAAGCGCUUCAGCGACUUCUCCACGCUCACGCAGCACCAGCGCACGCACACGGGCGAGAAGCCCUACACGUGCAUCGAGUGCGGCAAGAGCUUCAUCCAGAGCUCCCACCUCAUUCGCCACCGGCGCAUCCACACCGGCAACAAGCCCCACAAGUGCGCGGGCUGCGGCAAGGGCUUCCGCUACAAGACGCACCUUGCGCAGCACCAGAAGUUGCACCUGUGCUAGGGUGGGGGUCCCAACGAGUCCCAAGGCUGGGAGUAGAUGGCUUGGUUACUGAUCCUGCAGAUGUGGGGGAAGGAGCGGGAGGGACAGCCUAGGAGUGUCUUUUAAUGUUUGCCCUCCUCCCCCAGGGAAUGGUUAAUAAGAGUUGUCAUUUCGAGGUGCCUACCUCCUCCAUCGAAGUAACUCUUAGGAGAUGUGCUUGAGGUGAUGGCUUACUUAAAUACUCACUGUAAGGAGUGAAAAGCUUAGGUGAACAGAUGCUUGGAGCAUCCCCGAGGAAGGGGAUUUGGGACUGGGUAGAGAGGGUUAAACUGCCGUGUUUCUGGGAACCAGGAGAGGUGAUUGGUUUAGAGUUACGGGGGUACAAAAAUACGCAGGUAGGAAUAAGCCUGUGACACCCCUCCUCUCAGCUUUAGUCAGAUCCUUCUCAUCGCUAUAGAAGAGGGUGCUUAGUAUCCACUUCCUUUCCUAUGAGCCACAGUGAGCUGCUAUUUUGAGACAUCCAGGGAAAA
Myodes glareolus (Bank vole) is the source of this 2363-nucleotide messenger RNA. The record is from RefSeq and is a predicted model, not a curated record. NCBI's taxonomy places the organism in Eukaryota, Metazoa, Chordata, Mammalia, Rodentia, Cricetidae.